AUGGAUUUCGAAAAGAUUAAACCAGCCAUUUUUGAACAGCUUGAUAGCCAAACUAAUUUGCUUAAUGGAAUUCAAAAGAGCGUACAGCAGCUGGUUGAGAAACAACUUGUAAUAAAUGCAGAAAACGUUGAUACGGAUUCGUUGAAAACAAUUUCACCGGUAAAUGUAAACAAAACCAUUACAGUUACAGAUGUAGUUGAUCAUCUCAGGUUAAGUCCGGUGGAAGUAGUUUCAUGUUUCCCUGCGUUCAAAAAAGACAAAAAUGGUGUCAAGCCAGAUGAUUCGCAGCCCUCCACUUCCUUUCGACUCUGUGUGGAUGCCAAGUACUCGGAUAUGAUUAACAAGGAAUGUACCUGGUCUGAACAUGUGCGAGUUAGAAACUGGUUAUUUGCAUCAGCUACUCGAUAA
Messenger RNA from Helobdella robusta, 408 nucleotides. RefSeq lists its product as hypothetical. The record is from RefSeq and is a predicted model, not a curated record. The transcript has 2 exons. Lineage: Eukaryota; Metazoa; Annelida; Clitellata; Rhynchobdellida; Glossiphoniidae. The coding region runs from base 1 to 408 and encodes 135 amino acids.